Molecule: messenger RNA, 1270 nt
Organism: Hemiscyllium ocellatum (epaulette shark)
Lineage: Eukaryota; Metazoa; Chordata; Chondrichthyes; Orectolobiformes; Hemiscylliidae
Product: gastrula zinc finger protein XlCGF49.1-like
Exons: 3
Coding region: 366-1160 (264 amino acids)
Biological process (GO): negative regulation of transcription by RNA polymerase II
Molecular function (GO): DNA-binding transcription repressor activity, RNA polymerase II-specific
Source: RefSeq, a predicted model, not a curated record
GCGGUCUGGCCGAACGCCGCUGCUGCUGCAGGCGACGGUAAAGAGGGAGUUCGAGCAGACAACGAAAUGAAGACAGUGUGGACUAAGAACUUGCGUAAAUGUCCGCUGAUAUUAAAUUUGUAGCCUGGAAACUCAAAGAUAUUACUCCAUCAAGAUCUGAUAUGAUGUCAGAGCAGAAGUCCAAGUAACUCGAUUCGUCAGCACUUGAAUAUCUCUGGCCUUUUACCGUGGAGGGGAAAAGGUUUCUCUGUACUUUGAUGGGCGAUUUGCGCAGGAGUUGCAGCCAGAUACAGUGCGAAGGCCAGAUCAGGAUCUGACCCCAUCCGUCCGGCCUUUGGUAACCUGAAUGUCGCUGGGUUUUGAACAUGGACGGACAAAGCCCCACUCGCAGUGGGGAGCGAUUGUACAUGUGUCCGGUGUGCAGGCGAGGCUUCAGACAGUCGUCUGCUCUGUCGAGGCACAAGCGCAGUCACGGCGUGCAGAAACCGUGGAAGUGCGGGGACUGUGGGAAGGGAUUCAUUUCCCCGUCAAAGCUGGAGACUCAUCGGCGGACUCACACCGGGGAGAAGCCCUUCACCUGCCCCGAGUGUGAAAAGGGAUUUGCGGACUCCUCGGCUCUCCUGAGGCACCGGCGCACCCACACCGGGGAGCGGACGUUCACCUGCUCCGACUGUGGGGAGGGGUUCACCCGCUCGUCCACCCUGCUGGCUCACCAUCGGGUUCACACUGGGGAGAGACCGUUCACCUGCUCCAUGUGCGGGAAGGGGUUCACUCAGCUGUCCAACCUGCUGACCCACCAGCGGGUGCACACCGGAGAGAAGCCGUUCGCCUGCGCCGAGUGCGGGAAGGGAUUCGCCGAUUCAUCCGCCCUGCUGAGGCACAAGCGAGUCCACACCGGGGAGAGGCCGUUCACCUGCUCCGAGUGCGGGAAGGGCUUCAUUCAGUCGUACAACCUGCAAAUACACCAGCGCACGCACACCGGGGAGAGACCGUUCACCUGCACGGUGUGUGGGAAAGGAUUUACUGACUCGUCCAGCCUGCUGACACACCAGCGGGUGCACACCGGGGAGAGGCCGUUCACCUGCUCCGAGUGCGGGAAGAGAUUCACCCGUUCGUCCAACCUGCUGACCCACAAGCGGGUUCACGGUCACCCGCAGUGACUGGGUUUUGAUCUUCAUCACACCCCGGACUGAACCACGUUCAUGGACUGGUGCUGCUGAUGUUGGUAAACUCCUGCCCGAGUAUUGGGCCCAAUAAAAGUCAAACCAUA